Messenger RNA from Penicillium brasilianum, 749 nucleotides. NCBI's taxonomy places the organism in Eukaryota, Fungi, Ascomycota, Eurotiomycetes, Eurotiales, Aspergillaceae. The record is from the annotation of a GenBank genome assembly.
CCCACCUUCUGUCACAACCCCCAGAUACUACUUUUUGUUAUCACAUUACAUACCUUUAUACUGACAAACUACAAUGAAGUUCUUGUUUACUGCACUUCUGGCUCUCCUGCCCUUGGCGCUGGCUGCCAAGUCCCUCAAGUCCGUUAUCAUCACCUUCCCGAACGGUACACCUGACCGGGUGAUUGACCAGGCCAAGGACUCUCUGGUAGCUGCGGGCGGCGUAAUCACCCAUGAAUACCAUCUCUUCCCUGGAUUCGCAGCCGAAGCCCCCGUGAAUGCUCUCCAAACCCUCUCGACCCAGGAUGCCGCAUACAAGCCCACUAUCGAGGAGGACAAGAUUGUCAGCGUGAACGGCGACUAUGUCGGCCAGGAGCACACGUUCUAAAGUGGAGCAGCAACUAUGAUAUUUAGCAGAUUUUUGUGGAUUUUGUCCUACUGCAGCUGGUUCUGAGGCAUGUGUGACAACACGUCGGUCGGAGACCGGCCAUCACGAUGACGCAAAUUAAUGAGGCGCACACUAUGGCUAUCGGAGUACAGGGUAUCAAUAAUUUGGAGGAAUUGGACUUUUAUGGGAUUGGAGUUUCGGCCCCUGCGUUUUGACUGAUUACCGUGACUUGGGCAAACUGAUCCCGAGGGAUCAAAUGGGUGGUUGUUUUUACUUGGCUGGGAUCUAUUGUAGUAUAUGAAAUGGGUCAAUUAUGCGAGUUUUGCUUAUGAUAGUUUUCUACACAUGAUUAGUACACGAAUGC